UCCUUUUGAAGCCUGAACUCCGAAAUAAUUUUACAAACUACCUCAGACCUAGGAACGGAUAUUUUUAUGCCUUUUUAAGCGGAGUACCGUUAUUCGUAACGGAACUUAAAACGUACACGUUGCAGAAGGCAGAGGACAGAAUCGCCUGGAGGACGUGCCGAGUACCAGGGUCUGGCAGCGGUCCGCCAUUUUAGCUGGAGUUUCACCACGUGUCACGUCUCUUUCGAGUUUCUUCGGUUCAGGAGUGGAUCUCGCGCUUUUUGACCGGCGAAAGCCGUCAGAAAAAGAUUCCCAGACAUGGAUGAACACGAAGAAGAGAAACAGGUCCAGUUCCACGAGAUGGGCGUCGACGAUCGCAUUUUAAAGGCGAUCGCCAAGUUGUGCUGGUUGGAACCGACGCCAGUCCAGGAGAGGGCCAUACCGUUGCUGAUCGAAGGGAAAGACGUGCUAAUUAGAGCCAGGACCGGAUCGGGUAAGACGGGCGCGUUCGCCAUACCCGCCAUCCAGAAGAUUUUAUCCUUGAAAGAAAGUUCACCAGAGCAACAUGUGAGGAUCCUGGUACUUGGGCCAACGAAGGAACUUUGUCAUCAGAUCCACAAACAUAUCUUGCAACUUACAACCAAGUGUUCGAGAGAAGUUAGAGCUGUCGACGUUUCUCCCCAGGUGGAUAUAGCAGUCCAGAAGCCAUUAUUGGUCGAUCUUCCUGAUAUUGUUAUUGGGACUCCGGCAAGAGUUUUGAAACACAUAAAUGCCAGUACAUUAAACCUGAAAGAGCUCGUUAUGGUGAUAAUUGAUGAAGCUGAUUUAAUGUUUUCAUUUGGUUAUGAAUCUGACACCAAGGAAGUUGUUAAACAUCUGCCGAGGGUGUGCCAGGGUGCUCUUGCAAGCGCAACACUUUCUGAGGAUGUUUUGUCCCUCAAAAAACUAGUACUUCAUAAUGCUGUAACCUUAAAACUGCAAGAGUCUGAAUUGGCGCCUAUAACUCAAUUAUCUCAUUAUAAAGUUUAUGCAGAAAAAGACGAUAAACCAGCGUACAUCUAUACCUUCUUGAAGCUUGGGUUGAUCAGAGGGAAGACAAUCAUAUUUGUCAACACUGUCGAUAAAGGAUAUAAGCUAAAGCUGUUUCUUGAGCAAUUUAAAAUACCCAGUAGUGUACUCAAUUCCGAGUUACCCGCUGCAUCCCGAUGCCAUACAAUUUCACAAUUCAAUCAGGGGAAAUAUGACAUUCUAAUUGCUUCGGACGAGGCUACAUUGGAUGACCCUUUCAACACAAAUACAGACAAGCAGAAAAGCAAAAGGGUCAAAGACCAAGAAUCGGGCGUUUCGAGGGGAAUAGAUUUUCAAGAGGUUUCUACCAUAAUCAACUUCGAUUUCCCAAUGACAAUCAAUCUUUAUAUUCACCGGGCCGGUAGGACUGCUAGGGGGUUGAACAAAGGCACCGUCCUCUCACUUAUUAAUGUAGGCGAAGCGCCGAGGUUGGAAGACGUUGACAAUUACCUAAAACAAUCUCUCACAGGCAGUGACACAAUUUUUAAAGAGUAUAAACUCAGUAUAUCUGAGAUUGAGAGCUUUAAAUAUAGAUCGAGAGACGCUUGGAAAACAGUGACAAGAAGUGCUGUCAGAGAGGCCAGGCUUAAAGAAAUAAAACAGGAAAUUUUAAAUAGUCAAAAACUUAAAGGCUAUUUUGAUGAUAAUCCAAGAGAUCUUAAAACACUGAGGCACGACAAAGUGCUGAAGACAGUCCGUGGGCAACCGCAUCUUAGCAAUGUUCCUGAGUACAUUGUACCGGAAUCGUUGAAAAACAUACCUGGCUUGGUCAAAGUAAAGAAGGCGAAAAAGUUCAAGCCAAGCAAUACAGAAAAUAUGAAAUACAAAUUCAAAAGAUCGAACCCUUUAAGCGGAUUUGAUUUUGAUAAGAUUGAUGAAGAAUUGAACAAGACCAAACGAAGAAAGUGAUUUUUUU
Messenger RNA from Cimex lectularius (bed bug), 1963 nucleotides. It is a transcript of the gene Hlc, whose product is annotated as probable ATP-dependent RNA helicase DDX56. The coding region runs from base 298 to 1956 and encodes 552 amino acids. Lineage: Eukaryota; Metazoa; Arthropoda; Insecta; Hemiptera; Cimicidae. The record is from RefSeq and is a predicted model, not a curated record. Gene Ontology annotation, molecular function: ATP binding; nucleic acid binding; RNA helicase activity. Gene Ontology annotation, cellular component: nucleolus. The transcript has 9 exons.